ACUGACAGCCCAGGCACCAAAGUGUGUGAAGAUCUUCAUUAACCUUCCUCGCUCUAUGGACUUUGACGACGCUGAGCGUAGUGAGGCCACCCAGACCCUGGACCUGGCAGAGGAGGACUUCAAGGACGACGGACUGAUUCCACUGAGAUACGUCAAAUUCCAGAAUGUCCAGAGCGUCACCAUGUUUGUGAAGAACAACCAUGGGGAUGAGGAGACAACGAAAAUCAAUUACCUUACUUUUAUUGGGACUCCUGUACAGGCAACGAACAUGAAUGACUUCAAACGGGUUGUGGGCAAGAAAGGAGAGAGUCACUGAUAAGGAAGAGAGGAGGAGGAGGAGGAGACUGCCCGUAUUGCUGUGACGAUCCCUCCCCGGACUUCCCUCUUGUCUGUCUGCCAAAGCUGCAACUGGGAGGGUUAGGGUCUGCUCCACUGUAACACAACACAGACAAACCAAUGCUGUGUUCCAAAUAGCACCCUAUUCCCUUUUUUUUUUUCAAGUACACUAUGAUCCAGAGGUGUCAGCGGUCAAAAGUAGUGCAUUGUAUAGGGAGUCAUUUGGGACACACCCACGGACCUAACGUUUAUACGAGCUGGUUCUCCUCCGUCUGCCAGUGACGAGGCAACUCGCUCAAUUCAUUCAAAAAAACUUUUUUUUUUUUAAAUUGUAAUUCAGACAAACAAUGUAAAUAAACACAAUCCUUUUUCAAAGGCAAAUUGG
This is a messenger RNA of Salvelinus sp. IW2-2015, 721 nucleotides long. Its product is annotated as thioredoxin-like protein 1. Gene Ontology annotation, cellular component: cytosol. Gene Ontology annotation, molecular function: protein-disulfide reductase activity. The record is from RefSeq and is a predicted model, not a curated record. Lineage: Eukaryota; Metazoa; Chordata; Actinopteri; Salmoniformes; Salmonidae.